AGAUGUUUUUUAUUUUGUUACAUGAAAUAGACAAGUACUCGCUUUUGUUAGAUGCAUCGAUUCAAUUAUGCGUAGACGGAACUGAAGAGGAGUAGAAAAACAUUCCUGUCGGAUCAAUAAUAAACGGACUGAACCAUGUGUGGCUCUUAGAGUAUUACUAACUAGAGGAUGUGAGUUGUGUGUGUGUGCUCCAGAUGAUGGAGGACUUCUCGGGGCUGGCUCUUCCUCCUCUUUUCGGGGGACACAUCCUGGAAGCAGAUCUGGAGCCGGGGGGCGUGGAGCUGGGCCCCAGCGGCACUGAGCUCCUGGGGGACGAUGGAGCCCCGCCGGGCCCCGCACAGGACCAGGACGAUGAGACGAGGGAGAUGGACAAAAAGAAGUAUCACGCUCUCAGCAGGAGGUGCAAGGAGAUUGAGCAGGUGAUUGAGAAGAUCGUGGGACGCCUUCACCAGGUGCAGAGACUGGCACGCCGACUGAGGAAAGAGAGGAGGUUUCUAAUGAAGACACUGGACUCGUAUGGAGAUGAUUACAGGACGGCACAGCUCACCUUCACACUGGAGGAUGAGGGGAAGGCAGGUUUAGAUCCAGCUGCUGGUGCUGAAGAAGACAGCUCUUCUCCAAAGCUUCCUCAUCAGUCAGCGGCUGGAUCAAAGAAAAAGAGACACCGGGUCCCAAAGGACAGAGAGAGAGUUGCACAGAUGGAGGCGGAGCAUCCGCUGGUGACGGAGGGUCAAUUCACAGGAUUCAGCCCCAGCUCACCCCCCCACUGAUCCAGACCAGGACACCCUCGAACCCCAGCAUGCAUCAAAGACGACGACGUUUCUGUUGAGAA
Carassius carassius (crucian carp) is the source of this 832-nucleotide messenger RNA. RefSeq names its product TCF3 (E2A) fusion partner (gene tfpt). Gene Ontology annotation, biological process: apoptotic process; positive regulation of apoptotic process; apoptotic signaling pathway. The record is from RefSeq and is a predicted model, not a curated record. The coding region runs from base 195 to 770 and encodes 191 amino acids. Lineage: Eukaryota; Metazoa; Chordata; Actinopteri; Cypriniformes; Cyprinidae. Gene Ontology annotation, molecular function: DNA binding. The transcript has 6 exons. Gene Ontology annotation, cellular component: Ino80 complex.